CCAUACUGAUGUCACUAUGUGUGUGAGAGAAAGUCCCUCUGGAGAGACACAGGGAUUUUAGCCUCUGCAGACCAUUAACAUGCACACUAUGGAUCACAGUGCAGGAGAGGGGACACUGAAAGAAAGCAGAUUAGGGCCUCCUUUAAAAGUCGUCAUGCUCUGAUACCUUCUGACAGAUGCAGGUUUCCUCCCGAGAGUGCGUUUUCACUACCUCUUUUUGAGUUUGACUUCCUCUCCCAUAAGACUCUAAAAGUCUGUUUUUGGAUUUGAAUCAGUGAAGAGCUUCAGGCUCCAGCUCUGCAAAGAAAACGAGUAUGGCGCUGUUGCCCAACCUCCACCUCGCCCUCCUCCUCCUCUUCCUUGCCAUGUGUCGAGGUCAAAGGUCAAACCCCGGCGGCGAGAGGUCGUCCUGCGAUCGCUGCGACCCGCAACACGCCUGCAACUGCUCCCACGCCGGAUACACGUUUGUUCCCAUAGUAACAGACCGCGCCCUGACCCUUGACCUUUCCUUCAACGACAUCACUGUGGUGACCGGCGGCGACCUGACGGCACACGAGGAACUGCGGAUUCUGAUUCUUCACCGUAACAGACUGUCUGAGAUCCAUCCGGCAGCGCUCGACUCUCUGUGGAGUCUGGAGCAGCUCGAUCUGUCCGACAACCAGCUGACUGCCAUCAACCGCAGGUGGUUCAGUAAGCUAGGAGCUCUGCAGGAACUCAACCUGCUCAACAACCCGUACAGCUCUCUGGGAUCUCGUCCGGUGUUGCAGAGGCUGGUCAGGCUGAGGAGGCUGAUGUUCGGAGGUCCUGCUCUGGAGGAGCUGAAGAGGGGAGAUCUGUCUGGAGUCUCUCAGCUGGAGGAGCUCACUCUGCAGGCAAACAACCUGAGGAGGUACGAGUCCGGGGCGCUGGCGGACGUUUGGCCGUUGGGUCGUGUCACUUUGAGCCUCCAUGGUCCGUUUUUAACAAACGAAGCCUUAGCUUCGGAUGUGAUCGGGGAUGUGUCCUACCCUGAGACGCCUAUUAUUCUGAAAGACCUCCAUCUGAAUCAUUCCAUUCAGCCCUUCAAAGAGAUGGUCCGGAGGAGAGUCAGGAAAAUUACCUUCUGCAACAUUUCUUUGACGGAUAAUGCCAUGGUUGACUUCCUUGAGACGGUGGAUGGUGAGCCGAUCACAUCCCUGUUCAUGGACGGCAUCACGCUGAUCGGCGAGGGCAGGUGGGAGAAAGCCAGAUGGAGCGAUCAUAAAAACAUCGAUGAGUUCUUCGUACAAAAUGUUGUGGUGCUGAAUGUCUAUCAGUUUACCUCCUUUCUGCCGCUGGGGUUUUUGCUGAAGUACCCCAGAAAGGUGUCCGUCAUAAACUCUCAGAUGUUUGUGAUGCCCUGUGCCACGUCCUACCUGCUGUUGAACCUGCAAUACCUUGACCUUUCCGACAACCUGCUGACCGAGCUGACUCUGACGGAGACGCUGUGCAAUGGUAAAGGCACGCUAAAGGACCUCCGAGUCUUAAACGUCAGCGGAAAUGCUCUGAAGUCUUUGUCCACGGUGAGCCGGCUGGUGACAAAGCUCUCCAAACUGACCCACCUGGACGUCAGCAGGAAUGGAUUCAGCUCCAUGCCCGGGGUAUGCUCCUGGCCUUCCACCCUGCGAUACCUCAACAUCUCCAGGGCCAAACUCAGCACCAUCUCCGCUUGUCUACCCACGACUCUGGAGGUUUUGGAUCUGAGCAACAACGAUCUUAAAGCCUUCAUGCUGAUCCUUCCUUUCCUGAGAGAGCUCCACCUCUCUGGGAAUAAGUUACUGAGGCUUCCCCCUGGAUGGAUGUUCCCAAACCUGCAAACACUGACAAUACAGUCAAACACCCUGAGCAUGUUCAGCCUUCCGGACCUCCAGUCAUACAGACGCCUCCAGGACCUCCGGGCGGGCCAGAACAAAUUUAUCUGCUCCUGUGACUUUGUCUACUUCCUCCAGUCGGCCAUUAAAGGAGGGGAAGAUGCACAUUUAUCCGACGGAAAGGAUGCCUACAUCUGCGACUCCCCUCUCUACCUGCAGGGGGAGCCAGCGUGGCGAGUCAGGCUGUCUGUGGUUGUGUGCCGACGGGUUUUGUUUGUGUCCGUUAGUUGUGUGGUGGCGUUGAUCAUUGCCGUCUUGGUGUGUGUCCUGCUGUGGCGCCUUCAUGCGUUCUGGUAUCUCAGGAUGACGUGGGCGUGGCUGAAGGCCAAGCGAAGCUCACGGCUGCGGCGCCGAAGAGAACAACUGAUAACCUAUGACGCCUUCGUGUCGUACAGCGAGAGAGACGCCAGCUGGGUGGAAAACUUCUUGGUACCCGAGCUGGAGGAGCCAAGGGAGAACGAUGAAGACCCUCGGAACGGCCCAACCCCCAGACCGCUGACCCUGUGCCUCCACAAAAGGGACUUCCUCCCUGGUCACUGGAUUGUGGACAACAUCAUGAACGCCAUUGAGUGCAGCCGGCGGACCGUCUUUGUCCUCUCCGAGAACUUUGUCCAGUCGGACUGGUGCCGCUACGAGCUGGACUUCUCCCACUUCCAGCUUUUCGACGGGAAGGCCGGCAGUGACGCUGCCAUCUUGAUCCUGCUCGAACCGCUGUCCAAGGACGACAUACCGAAACGCUUCUGCAAACUGCGCAAACUCAUGAACUCCACCACCUACCUGGAGUGGCCCCGGGAGGAGGAACGGAGCGCAGAGUUCUGGAAGAAGGUCCGCAACGCUCUGAGAAACGAAGAAGAGGAGCAGAAGGAGGAUUGAGAGGGAAAGACAUGUGUUGUGUCUCAGUUUGUGUACUUCUGUGCUUAAACUAGCUUGCAUCAGUGCGACCCAAUGAAAGGUACGGCAAAAUGCACCUGCAUUGACACACCGAUCCAAACGUACCCCUAUUUUUUGACUCCGUUCCUAUGAGGGCUCAGCAGCCGUUUGUGUUUUAAAACAACACUUUAUGGUUGAAAUACACUGCACACGUGUUCACAGUACACAACAUAGCGUUAGCAUUAGGGUACAUCCCAAGUUGGACAUUUCCCCUCUUCUAAACUUAAGAAGUUGAUCUGGUGUGCCAUCUCGAAAACCAUCCGAAAGCCCUUAUUUCUGGGAGGAUCACAGCAAGAUGAGCAAGGAAGCACCUGAGCGCCCUUUAGUGACGUUUCUGAAUGCCCCCUUCAUACUUUAUCAAUCCCAAACUGGGAAUUGUUUUCAUUGUAGCGGCGAAAUACAAAAAGAAGAAGCAUAUCAAAUAAUUAGAACUAGAAACAAAAAUAAAAAUGAGAAAUAUAGAAGUGUACAGAGAGCACGUUCAGUCCAGCUCACAGAGAGGCUAUGGAGCAGAGAGUCCUGCAGCCAGAGGGGAGUUAUAGUACAGAGUUAUUGCAGAGGGCAGGAAGGUUCUCCUGAACCUGUCCUUGUUGUUGUUGUUGUUGUUGUCGUUGUUGUUCUUGUUCUUGUUCUUGUUCUUGUUCUUCUCCUCCACCUCCUCCUCCUCCUCCUCCUGCUCAAAUAUUACUUUGCAGUUGUUUGUUUUAAGGACAAUGAGAAAUAAAAAGGCUGUGAUAAUUCACACACACA
Eleginops maclovinus (Patagonian blennie) is the source of this 3569-nucleotide messenger RNA. Its product is annotated as toll-like receptor 2. The coding region runs from base 315 to 2762 and encodes 815 amino acids. Lineage: Eukaryota; Metazoa; Chordata; Actinopteri; Perciformes; Eleginopidae. Gene Ontology annotation, biological process: immune response; toll-like receptor signaling pathway; inflammatory response. The transcript has 12 exons. Gene Ontology annotation, cellular component: plasma membrane. The record is from RefSeq and is a predicted model, not a curated record. Gene Ontology annotation, molecular function: protein binding; triacyl lipopeptide binding; transmembrane signaling receptor activity.